This is a messenger RNA of Caenorhabditis angaria, 1985 nucleotides long. The record is from the annotation of a GenBank genome assembly. NCBI's taxonomy places the organism in Eukaryota, Metazoa, Nematoda, Chromadorea, Rhabditida, Rhabditidae.
AUGCUCGACCGCUCCAAAAUCGUGAUAUAUUUCUACUUUCUGAAAAUUAUCUCCACAUGUGUUGAUCAAAGUCCAUACUGUAAUGAGAAUGAUUGUAAAGUUCGACCUGGAUAUUCGAUGGUUUAUUGUAAGAAAACUUGCGGGGAUUGUGUGGAAUUUUGUGAGGAUUCGAAAUAUAUUAAUUGUGAUGUUGAGAGGAGGAAAGACUGUGAUGAUAUGUUGACGGAUUAUUGUCCGAAGCUUUGUGGAAAGUGUCAGAAUCGACCGAAGAGGACCAGUAAGUUGUCUGCCCUGCGGAAGCUUUGACCUACAUUUCUUCCAGAAACCAUUCCCGUCACUCAAACACUAACGCGCAAAAUCGCUCGAAAACCCGCCCAAAAAAUGCUGCCCAACGGCACUUUCAUCAGUCCACCUCUUCCAAAUUAUCAACAAUUUUCCGAGAAUCAAAAUCAUCAGAAUAAUGAAAAGGAAAACGCGGCGAAGAAAAUCGACGAGGCACUUUUUAUGCAUUUUGAGGAUUUCCUGCCGCAACCUCAACGAAUUUGGCCCGAGCCUGAGCCGAUGAGAAUUCAGCCGAUCAAUGUUUUUCAAUCGCAUUCUUCUUAUCAACCAGUUUUUCAGUAGUGAGUUUGGGGGGAUUUUUGAACUACAGAAUUUUUGGAUGAAAAUUUUGAAUUUAAAAAUUCCUGAUUUUUUUUUUCAAAAUUUAAUUCAAAUCUGUUUUUGAGCAGAAAACUCGGAUCAAAAAAUUUCUAACAAAAACAAUUGGAUCUGAUUUAGAUUUUUGAAACUUCAAUCAGACAUUUUCGAACUACAAUAUUUAUAGCUGAAAAUUUUAAACUAAAAAAUUCCUGAAAAUUUUUUCUUUUGAGCUGAAGCCUCGGAAUUUUACAAAUUUCUAGAGCCAAAAUUUUCUAGAAUUAUUUUCAAAAAAAAAUUGAAUCUGGUUCAGAUUUUUGAAAUUUCAAUCAGACAUUUUCGAAAUACAUUAUUUUUGGAUAAAAAUUAAAAAAAAAUUUUAAUUAGUAUCUUUAGCUGAAAAUUUAAGCUAAAUUCAAAUUUUUUCAGCAUUUUUUAAAUCUACUCCAGUAGUUACAGUAUCCCAUUGGGCCAUCCAAACGAAAUCAAAUUCAAUAGUUUGGACCAUAACCCACUAGUGGAACCCUACUUAUCACCUUCCUUUGAAAAACCAUCUACAACUUCUACAACUUCUACAACAACCACAACCACACUUCCACCCUUCACAACUCAAAGCCCAAAAAUGAUGGCAAAGCUGAUAACUCUUCUGGGAUGUAAGAAUAGAGAUGAGAUUGUUUGCAGUCAAAUUACAGCUGAAACUUGUGUCUCAAGGCCUGGUUAUUAUUUGAAACUUUGUCCGGUGACUUGUAAGAACUGUAGUGGUAGGUUGAUUUUGGCCCAAAAUUUGAUAAAAUUUUAUUUCGGCCUAUUUAAUUUCUAUUUUAGGCCUCCAAUGCAUAGAUUCAAUAAAAAUCGAUUGUGAAGAAGUCAAAUCGCAAGGUGCUUGCAAACUUUCAGUUGCUCAUGAAUAUUGUCCUCGAACUUGUGAAUAUUGUCAGCCGCCGAAUGAUCUAAUCGAUACGAUGUCGGUGUGUAAAGAUGAAUUGGAUACGUGUGAAGAGUUGGCGAAGAGUGGAGCUUGUGAGCAGGAUUUUAGGUGGGUGAAUAAGAAGCUGAGGGUUAAGGAUCAGCGCCUAGAGAUCUCAUUCCUUCAGGAGCCACGCCUAGAGAAUCUAGGUGUCAAGUAGCCAAGCCUAGACACCCUGCUUCUCAAGCAGCCACGCCUUGGCACACUUUUUAACUCUAUCCUUUGUUCCAGCAAAUCCGCCCUGCGACUUUACUGCGCAAAAAGCUGUGGCUUUUGCAAAUCACCUCAAUAUUAUUUCUCCGAUUCGCCUCUGCUUUCAACACUGGUUUCGAUGAAAAAAAUGAACUUCAAAACUAAAAAACAUUUUCUACCGGGAUGA